AUGUCGACGCGUCCGACGGGCGACGAUGACGAGCCGCAGGAGCCGAAGCCCAUCCGUCGCCUCAGCGAGAUAACCAUCAACCGCAUCGCCGCGGGCGAGAUUAUACACAGGCCCGCGUCGGCGCUCAAGGAGCUCAUCGAGAACAGCCUCGACGCGGGCACGACGUCCAUCCGCGUCACCGUCAAGGACGGCGGCCUGAAGCUGCUGCAGAUCCAGGACAACGGGUGCGGGAUCAAGAAAGCGGACCUGCCCAUCCUCGCGCAGCGCUUCACCACGUCCAAGCUCUCCUCCUUCUCCGACCUCGCGCGCCUCGCGACGUACGGCUUCCGCGGCGAGGCGCUCGCCUCCAUCUCGCACGUCGCGAACCUCUCGGUCAUCACCAAGACGAAGGCAGAUGCCUGUGCAUGGAGGGCGUGCUAUGUCGACGGCGAGCUCGCGCCCUCCAAGCCGGGGCUCAGCCCCGACCCAAAACCGUUCGCCGGCAACGACGGCACGACCAUCACCGUCGAGAAUCUGUUCUACAAUACGACCGCGCGCCUGUCCGCGCUGCGGAGCUCGUCCGAGGAGUACGCGCGCAUCCUCGACGUGCUGACCAAGUACGCCGUGCACAACGCUGGCGUGUCCUUCGUCUGCAAAAAGGCGGGCUCGCCGACGCCCGACUUGUCGACGCCCUCGUCGUCCACGACGCAUCAGGCAAUCCGGCUCCUUUACGGGCAGACGAUCGCGAAGGACCUGGUGCAGCUGCGCGUUUCCUCGUCCGAGAAGCACGGCGGCGGGAAAGGCAAGGGCAAGAGGAAGGCGGACGAGAUGGACCAGGACGAAGACGAGGCCGCGGAGGGCGAUGGCGAUGGCGAUGGUGAACGCAGCGGCGGAUGGACGGCGGAGGUGCAUUUCACGAACGCGAACUACCACGCGAAGAAGAUGACCUUUCUUCUCUUCAUCAAUCAUCGGCUGGUCGAGUCUUCGCGGAUCAAGCGGGCGAUGGAAUCCAUCUACAGCGGAGUCCUGCCCAAGGGCACAUCGCCCUUUGUCUACUUAAACCUCCAGCUCGACCCGACCACCGUCGACGUCAACGUGCACCCUACGAAGCGCGAGGUCCACUUUCUGAACGAAGACGUGAUCGUCGAGCGCGUCGCCGACGGGGUGCAGCGCAAGCUCGCGGGGCUGGGAGAGCGGACGUUCGAAUACCAGACGUUGCUCACGGGCGCGUUCGCCAAGACCGAUCUCGGGAACAAAUACAGAACGGCGCAGGAUGGCGAUGGCGACGACGCCAUGGACGAAGACGACGAAGAGCCGUCCGCUGCGGCGCCGGCACUGAAAAAGAAGACGCUCUCGCAGCACAAGGUCAGGACCUCUUUGGCGGACCGGACGCUUGACUCCAUGUUCCACGUCGCAUCCCAACUCCCCGGCGGCGCUCCCCGCACUGGGUCAACGUCCACCGCUCCGUCACCGAAGGCGAAGGAAAGACACAUCCCCGAGUCGGUGUGCUACCUGCGCAGCAUACAGGAGCUGCGGAAAAAAGUGGCGGGCGGGGCGCACAAACAGCUCACGGAGAUAAUGGCGAAGCAUGUCUUCGUCGGCGUCGUCGAUCUGCAGAAGGAGCUCAGCCUCGUGCAGUACUCCACGAAGCUGUACCUCGUCGGCCACGGUGCACUGGGAGAGGAGCUGUUCUAUCAGCUUGGGCUACGCCAGUUUGGAAACCUGCCGAAGUUCAAGCUCGACCCGCCCCCGUCGCUGCGUGCCCUCGUCGAGCUCGCCGUGGCGGUCGAAGAAGGGACCGAGCGGAGCACCCUAAGCAAGCCCCAGAUCGUCGACGCCAUCACGGACACCCUCGUCUCGCGGCGCGACAUGCUCGCCGAGUACUUUUCUUUUUGCAUCUCCGCCGACGGGCGCGUGGAGACGCUGCCGCUCCUGCUGCAGGACUACGUCCCGAACCUCGACCGGCUGCCUCUGUUCUUGAUGCGCCUCGGACCCCAGGUGAACUGGCACUCUGAGCGGGAGUGCUUCGACACCUUCCUCCGCGAGCUCGCGUAUUUCUACGUCCCGGGCCCAGUACACCCCGCCGUGCACGCCGACGCCGACGCGCACACGGAUGCAGAUGCGACAGGGCAGGCCGUAUCGGCGCACGCGCACGCUGACGCAAAUGACGCCGACAACGCCGCUGCCGCCGCCGCCGAGAAGGCGGAGAAGUGGCAGAUCCAGCACGUCCUGUUCGCCGCCGCGCGGCGGUACCUGGUCGCGCCCAAGACGCUGCUCGCGCGCGACGUGGUGCAGGUCGCGGAUUUGCCGGAUCUGUACCGGGUGUUUGAGAGGUGCUAGCGUGCUAGCGUGUUGGCUGACUGAUGAGCGCGCGGGUGCGUGAGCGUCGAGUGGGCUCACCCUGGAGCCGGGAGCCAUUUGUUGUUGUUGGGAUCGGUGCGUAGGUGCGUAGGUGUGUGUGUACGUACAGAGAGGCGGUACAUGGUAUGGCAUGAUUCGCGUACGGUGCG
Heterobasidion irregulare TC 32-1 is the source of this 2489-nucleotide messenger RNA. RefSeq lists its product as uncharacterized. Gene Ontology annotation, molecular function: ATP hydrolysis activity; ATP binding; ATP-dependent DNA damage sensor activity. Gene Ontology annotation, biological process: mismatch repair. Bases 1 to 2319 code for a protein of 772 amino acids. NCBI's taxonomy places the organism in Eukaryota, Fungi, Basidiomycota, Agaricomycetes, Russulales, Bondarzewiaceae. Gene Ontology annotation, cellular component: MutLalpha complex. The transcript is spliced from 13 exons. The record is from RefSeq and is a predicted model, not a curated record.